Scedosporium apiospermum is the source of this 711-nucleotide messenger RNA. RefSeq lists its product as uncharacterized. The transcript has 2 exons. The record is from RefSeq and is a predicted model, not a curated record. The coding region runs from base 1 to 711 and encodes 236 amino acids. Lineage: Eukaryota; Fungi; Ascomycota; Sordariomycetes; Microascales; Microascaceae.
AUGGCUCCCAGGACCAGGUUACUGACGCGCCCACAGGCGCAGGAGGUUCUCAUAGGCCUCAUCGGGCGGAUACCCCCACAUUGGUUCGACAACUAUUGGGGGAAGGCUAUCGUAGGUGUUAUUAAAGCCGUCGCCAUUUGUGGCGCCGACGUGGACAUCCCCCAGCAUUCUUUAACUGUGGAUCUACAGGAAAAGAUUAGUCACUUCUUGGGACUGUUCUACGGGGAUCGUCAACUCGGCGGGCUUAAGUCGGACACUGCCAGUUACUUUCGAUACCUCGUCAAUGCUAUUGUGGUCACUGAAGUAACCGAAGAGGCCAUCAGCUGGGUCUUGCCCGUCGAUAUAGACAAGGCACCGGGAGACUUGGAGGCCAUGCUCUCCAAGCCGCUCCAGCUCGAAGCCUGGCCACUACCAUCGAAACCAGCACUACCAGAGAACGAGCGCCCUAGCCCUAAUGGCAGCCGGGUGAGGAAGCACGGCAAGUUCCUGGAAGAUACGGUGCUCGAUUUGCUGGAGAAUGCCGUACGGUGGGAGGAUUUCGACCAAGUAGCCAAGAAGGCCAGAACUUUGGAGACGUGUCUCGCGAAUAACCCACCACACGAUCUAGAGUUCGAAGAACGGCAGAAACAGGCCAGAGAGCGGCGGGCGCAGAAGUCACUGCAACUCAAAGAUAGUUUCGAACAGACAUCUCAUCAGAGUGAAGAGGAAUAG